Messenger RNA from Phymastichus coffea, 784 nucleotides. RefSeq lists its product as uncharacterized. NCBI's taxonomy places the organism in Eukaryota, Metazoa, Arthropoda, Insecta, Hymenoptera, Eulophidae. The record is from RefSeq and is a predicted model, not a curated record. Bases 47 to 784 code for a protein of 245 amino acids. The transcript has a single exon.
CACACGCUAUCAGAGAGCCGAUAGUCGAAUACGUAAUUAAACAAACAUGGUGCACGCGCGGAAGUGUUUGUUGCUCGUACUCGGGCUCAUCGGUGUAAGUCUGGCACAAGAAGAGUCGAGCUUCAUCGAACGAGGUUACCGAGCUGCAUUUCGACUUUACGAGGAUUGCCAACAGCGCAAUGUCGGUGUGUCGGCGUGUCUCAAGAAAAAAGCCAUCACGUUUUUCGAUCGUCUGGGACGCAUUGACAAUUUACCAAUAGCCGAUAAUCUCGAAUUGGUAAAGGCUCCGGGUGCCGAAGUCGAGCCAGUCAAGAAUAUCUCGGAAAUCGAAGCGAGUCUCGGACGUGGUGCAUCGCGCGAAGAUGCUUUGAACGACAUUCUGCUGGAUCGAGUGUCGUCGCUGAUGAACGGCUUCAACGUACAGAUUCGCCUGCCGAAAACUUCACCGACCGAGUUGAAAAGGUCGAUGGAAGAAGGACGCGGCAAGAUGAAGAAAAUGAUGGGAAUGAUGAUGAUGGGACUGGGUAUGAAGAUGGCUGCGAUGGUACCUUUGAUGAUGAUGGUACUGUUCCUGCUUGCUGGCAAGGCGCUGAUCAUCAGUAAGAUCGCACUGGUCUUGUCGAUGAUCAUCGGUUUGAAGAAACUGCUCUCACAAAAGAACAACGACAGCGGCGGCCAUGGAUGGCAAUCCGGUGGUGGCGGUGGCGGCGGCGGUGGCUGGGACCGAAGCCUCAAGGACAUCGAGUACGCACAAAAUCUCGCUUAUGCACAUCAGCAUAAGUAG